Messenger RNA from Contarinia nasturtii (swede midge), 436 nucleotides. RefSeq names its product NADH dehydrogenase [ubiquinone] 1 alpha subcomplex subunit 1 (gene ND-MWFE). The transcript is spliced from 3 exons. NCBI's taxonomy places the organism in Eukaryota, Metazoa, Arthropoda, Insecta, Diptera, Cecidomyiidae. The record is from RefSeq and is a predicted model, not a curated record. Bases 105 to 332 code for a protein of 75 amino acids.
ACUGUCAUUGAAGAGAUAAUGAAAAAAUUUCUGACUUUUCGUACACAAAUUUUUGUGAAGACAAAUUUUUGGCUGACCAAAAUAAAAAAAACACCCCAAUAAAGAUGUGGUACGAGUGUAUUCCAUCAUAUGCAAUUAUGACCAUUUGCAUGUCGAUGCCAAAUGUUGUCUUGUACGGACUUAAUAAAUUGACCCAAAAUGGAAAUGCCUAUAGUCGAUGUGCGGACGAGAGAUGGGACCGAUUUUUUAUUGCAAGAGAUCGUGCUCACACUGGCAGCGAAUACGUUUGCAAUGGCUUGGAAACCAUUCCAGAUGAACCACAAAAGAAGUGAGCCGCAAAAAUAGGCAUACACCGAAACCACACCAUUUAAAUUCUUGUAGCCGAUUAAAUAAGAAAUAAAUUAAAACAACAAUGUAUAGAUGAACAUCAAUGGAA